Messenger RNA from Vigna umbellata (rice bean), 662 nucleotides. NCBI's taxonomy places the organism in Eukaryota, Viridiplantae, Streptophyta, Magnoliopsida, Fabales, Fabaceae. The record is from RefSeq and is a predicted model, not a curated record.
UUUGAGGCAAAUUUUGAAAACUGUCAGAGGAUUUACUUGCAGCAAGAGAGCUCGCUGCAUCUGCUUCUGAAGCUGUGGCAAAUCCAGAAAGGAAAUGAAACAGAGACGAGCCAAUGAGGCAAAAAAUAUGGGGCCAGCUCAAAUCUGCUGCAGAGGGCCUUCGGCCAAAUGUCUAAUAAAAAAAGGCAAUUGCAGAGUCUGAAAUCUAAAGUCAAUUUUGAUCGCCUGGGUGAAUUAUUUAAUGAACUGGAAAAAACGGAUGAUCCCAAAAAAGAAAAGAAAGCACGAUUUGAUCCGCCCCUAGAUAAUCAUGACAACUCACAGUCAUUUGAGCACAAAAAAGACGAUGAGAUGGGAUCAGUGGAUGAAUUUGAAGAUGAUAUGGGGGAGAUGUAUCAAAGUGGGUUGUCUACUGAUAAUAUUGCAGAUAAAUAUUUCCCUGAGGAUGAUGGAUACGGCUAUAACGAUUAUGAUUAUUAAUGAAAGAUGCCAGAUGAUCUUUCUGCUUUGAUUAUCUGAUUUUUUAUCCAUUGGUAUCCAACGUGGCUGGCAGCAGUGGAACCAUAGUUGUCAGACAAAAUUCCUUGAAACCUAAGUUGCCAUCUGAUUAGCAAGUAUCUCUAAUGAGUUUACCUAUUUAAUCAAUUCCAAUUGCUUUUUAA